UUAACACUAACACUAAAUUCAAGUAUGCGGAAGGAAAAUAUUUAAUUGUUUAUAUUUAUUUAAAAAGAGAUAGUAUUAAGAAGACUGUAAACAGCACUUAAGAAGGGGAAAUUCUAUAUCAAAGAAAGAUAGAGAAGAAAAAGUGCACAAAUGUUCGCCAAAAAGAAAAGAAACAAAAAAUUCGGCUGAGAUUCUCUGGGUAAAAGGACAAGAAAAACCACAAAAAAAAAAAAUACACUCUGUGAGUGGAGUUGAAUUUGUGGAGUGAGAGAGACAGAGUGUAAAGAAAAAAAAAGUGAAAGCAAAAGUAUUGUUCGAGGAACGCCAAAAACGCUAAAGGUUGGAGAAAAAAUUCUUUAAAAUAUUUCAAAACCAAUAUGCAAGUGAAAGGGAGUGGCCUUUUGAGGCUGCUCCUGGACUGUAUAUCUUUACUAUUAUGUUCCGGUUUAUCGACUUCGUCUGCCACUCAUCUGCGUGGCUCCUUUGAUACGCAAGAUUUCUUCAAAUUUCUCAUUAAAUUUGGUUUUCAAAAAGCUGAAUCGCACCGUCCGCGGGAUUCAUUCGGUUACAUUUAUGGCAAUAUCACUGCCUAUCAAGCAUUUCCUCAGCCAAUCACUUUGGCAGUGUUGGACAAAUCUACAUUUGUGGAUUUCUAUAGUAAUCGCAGUGCCAGCAUUUUCGAUCGUGAGAUGGCAUGCAGGCGUAUGUUCCAACGUAUCCAGGUAUUGGCUUAUGACGUUGAUUGCAAUAGUCACGGUAAGAGAGAUUUCCUUCGGCGCAUACCCUGUCCUCAUGGGCAUUUGUGUGAGGAUGAAGAUGCUCCCGGUAACGUGGUGCCAGGCAAUCAGUUUACCUAUGUCAUCAGUGAGGUAUCGCAGCCCAGAUUCUGGUAUGUAGCCAUGGUGGCUUGCUAUCGCAAUCGUUCCACGUGCCAAUGGCAUGCUUAUGAUACUUUAACUGCUCCGGCCGCCUUCCUUAAUAACACCAUUCACGAACUACAUUACGAUAUUCAUGUGGUUAACGGUCAUCCCAAUAAUUCGGCUGCUCAUCCUUUAACCUACGAGUUCUCUUUUGAUCAACAAAAUCUUUUGGAAAUGUAUUUAAUAUUUUUGCUAGUCUAUAUGGUACUACUGCCAAUGCAAAUUUAUGCGGUGCGUUUGCAAAAGCAUCCUGUUACCAGGCUCUUCACCCUCAGCUUACUAAGCGAAUUUGUAAGUUUGGCUCUUAUAACGGCUCAUUUAAUCAAAUUUGCCGUUAACGGUGUAGGUUUGCCGAAUAUGCAAACGUCUGGUGAUAUAUUGGACAUAUUUAGUAGGACCACUUUUAUGUUGAUUUUAUUGCUUUUGGCAAAAGGCUGGGCUGUAACCCGUCAGCAAAUUAGUCGCACCGGUUGGAUUAUAUUAAUGAGCAUUUGGGUGCCAUAUUGUGCUUUCCACGUGUUCCUGUACUAUUGGAAUAGAACUGAAGUGGAUAUUGUGUCUGAUGUUGAUGAAUAUCAAACUUGGCCAGGCUGGAUCGUUUUGAUAUUACGCACCACAUUCAUGUUGUGGUUUCUAUAUGAGCUACGCAAUACUAUGAAGUACGAACAUUCUUCGAAGAAAUUAGAUUUUCUUUUGCACUUAGGUGCUUCGAGUCUGGUAUGGUUCAUCUACUUACCAAUUGUAGCAAUAGUGGCUUUACAAGUUAGCCCCAUGUGGAGGUAUAAACUAUUAUUAGGAAUAACCAAUUCAGCCGAUUGUUUAGCUUAUUGUGUAAUGACUGGUUUACUAUGGCCGAAUCGAUCGGGCCAAUAUUUACUCCUAACAGGCACUAAAUAUGCGGGAAUGGACGAACUGGAUGAAUUUAAUGAAGCACCUCAUAUAGUGCGUGAACGAGAACGUAGGCAAAAUUCUUUAGAUAAUGGAAUAGUAGAAGUAAUAACAUCUCAUCAUUCUAAUAAUAAUCAUUCGAUAGCUAUUAGAACUAAUGCUACUGGUAAUGCCCUAAGUGAUGAAAUUGUUAAUCCAGCUAAUGAAGGUUCUACCAAUUUACUACACAAUGAAGAAUUAGAAGCCGAUUUAUUAACAGAUCUUAAUAAAAAUAGUCAUAUUGUGGCAUGAAUGCAAAGUUUGAGAUAUAUAUAUAUAUAUAUACAUACAUAUAUUUAUAUAUAUAUAUGUAAAGAUUUUUAAACGUCACUGUAACGAUACUUUUCUCCAAACACAGGCGCAAUUAAUCAACUAGUGCUUAUGAAAAUGGUUUUUAUUGUAUUAAUUAAAAAAAAAAAAAACAAAAACAAAAAAAAAUAUAAAGUUAUAUUUUAAAAAAAUUUAGCUUUAGUUUGACCAGAAUCUCUGGCUAAUAAAGCUGGAGAUUAAGUAAGGAAACGUGAUAAUUAUUAUUAUUAUUAUUGUAAAUUUUAAGAGUUUUGAGUAAUUUUCUCAAGUGUUUUUCAAAACCUCCAUUUCAUUAUAAUCCUUUAAUGAUCGCCCUCUUCCAGCUCCUUCACAUUUUUAAGCACACAACAUUGCAGUCAGUCAAUCCAUUCUUGUUAGUGUACAAAAGCAUAAGCAACAAAAAGAAGGAAAAAAACUUAUUUUAAAAAACCCCUUAGAGCAGCAUACAUACUGAAUACUGAAUGUAUUUGUUUUUGUAUCCUUAGGAUAUGCGACUUAUUUUAAAUCGUGUAUAGUUAUAUAGUUUAAUUUUUUCGUUUCUUUUUUUUUUUCUUUUUUUUUAAUUAUAAAAUAUAAUAACAUAGGUAAGUUUUUACACACAACGCGUAUUGUUUGCCAUUUUUGUGAUCAAAAAAACAACUACAAAUGCAAAAAAAAAAAAAAGUAAACAAAGUUUUAAAUGAUUUUUUUUAAUAAUAAAAACGUAGAUUUUAAGAACAUAUUGCAAAUUUAGAAACAAACAAACGAAAACGAAAAAAAACUAAUUUUUUAUAAACUUUUUAUUUUCAUACUUAUGC
Molecule: messenger RNA, 2953 nt
Organism: Glossina fuscipes
Lineage: Eukaryota; Metazoa; Arthropoda; Insecta; Diptera; Glossinidae
Product: integral membrane protein GPR180
Exons: 6
Coding region: 378-2099 (573 amino acids)
Biological process (GO): G protein-coupled receptor signaling pathway; response to pheromone
Source: RefSeq, a predicted model, not a curated record